UUUGAUCUCCCAAAUCCGGAUCCCCGCAAGCCUGAUCCCUUCCAAGCCUUAUCCCCCCCAAACCUGAUUCCCCUUCGAGCUUGAUCCCUCAAGCCUGAUCCCCAAAACUUGAUCCCGCUAACUUGUUCUAUCAAGGCCUGAUUGUCCAGAUUGCCCCUUUCGAUCUGGACACCCAAAGCUUGACAGCCCCAGCAUGAACCUCUCCAAAUGACCCUACUAGCCUUACUUCUCGAAGACUGAUCAACCCCAGCUUGAUUCUCCCGAAACCUGAUCCCUCAGCCCUUAUCCCUCAGCCCUUAUCCUUUGCCUCAGUUUCCACGUUGUCCCAUGCCAAGCUUGAUACGCUCCCAGACUCUAGUCAUAUCCUCUGUCUCACCCCUUUUCUUUCACUGAUUAGCUUGAGCCCCCUCGGUCCUCAGCCUCAGCUUCCGCCUUCAGUCCCCCGCAUCUUCAGCCUCAUCCUCAGGGUCCAGGCCUCAGGCCCGCCCAUACCCUUCCCCGUCCACGCGAUAGCCCAGCCUUCCAUCCCAGUGGUCCUCUCGCUGCCUCCCACCAGGCUCCCUUGGGAGCCCCCUGGGCAAUCACCAACGUGCUUUCGAGGAGCUGGGACUGGUGCCCAGGAGGUGUGGACCACAGUCACCACUUCCCGGCUGGGUCCCGGGGAGACCGGGCGCUGAGGGACACGUCUCUUCCAAGUGAAACCCAGGGCAUGCUGGCAGCCCCGAGGGGCUGGGAGGCUCAGUUAGAGUCUAGCCAGGUAGAUAGGGUUAGGCCGCACAGGCGGAGACUCCCGCCCGCAUGGAAAGUCCGUGCCCCUCGCCUGCAGCUGCCAUGGAAGCUCCUCGGACCCUUUAGAAGCUUCUCGCUGCCGGCACAGGAGCCGCAGAGGAUGUCCAGCGGGGUCUCCCCAGCUGAGCAGGUGGCGGCCGGUGACAUGGAUGACACGGCAGCGCGCUUCUGUGUGCAGAAGCACUCGUGGGACGGGCUGCGCAGCAUCAUCCAUGGUAGCCGCAAGUCGUCGGGCCUCAUCAUCAGCAAGGCCCCCCACGACUUCCAAUUCGUACAGAAGCCGGACGAGUCUGGCCCCCACUCUCACCGUCUCUAUUACCUGGGAAUGCCCUAUGGCAGCCGUGAGAACUCCCUUCUGUACUCUGAGAUCCCCAAGAAGGUUCGGAAGGAGGCCCUGCUGCUGCUGUCCUGGAAGCAGAUGCUGGACCACUUCCAGGCCACACCCCACCAUGGUGUCUACUCAAGGGAGGAGGAGCUGCUACGGGAGCGCAAGCGCCUGGGCGUCUUCGGCAUCACCUCUUACGACUUCCACAGCGAGAGCGGCCUCUUCCUUUUCCAGGCCAGCAACAGCCUGUUCCACUGCAGGGAUGGCGGCAAAAACGGCUUCAUGGUGUCCCCCAUGAAACCACUGGAGAUCAAGACCCAGUGCUCUGGGCCGCGCAUGGACCCCAAGAUCUGCCCUGCGGACCCUGCUUUCUUCUCCUUCAUCAACAACAGUGACCUGUGGGUAGCAAACAUCGAGACUGGGGAGGAACGGCGGCUCACCUUCUGUCACCAGGGUUCAGCCAGUGUCUUGGACGAUCCUAAGUCUGCAGGUGUGGCUACCUUUGUCAUCCAAGAGGAGUUUGACCGCUUCACCGGGUGCUGGUGGUGCCCUACGGCCUCUUGGGAAGGCUCUGAAGGCCUCAAGACACUGCGCAUCCUGUAUGAGGAAGUGGACGAGUCUGAGGUGGAGGUCAUUCACGUGCCCUCGCCUGCGCUGGAAGAGAGGAAGACGGAUUCCUACCGCUACCCCAGAACAGGCAGCAAGAAUCCCAAGAUUGCACUGAAGCUGGCUGAGCUCCAGGCAGACAGUCAGGGCAAGAUCGUGUCAAGCUGCGAGAAGGAACUGGUGCAGCCGUUCAGCUCCCUCUUCCCCAAGGUGGAGUACAUCGCCCGGGCUGGCUGGACACGGGAUGGCAGAUAUGCCUGGGCCAUGUUCUUGGACCGUCCCCAGCAGAGGCUGCAGCUUGUCCUCUUACCCCCCGCCCUCUUCAUCCGUUCCCCCGAGAACGAGGCCCAGCGGCAGGCAGCUGCCAGAGCCGUCCCCAAGAACGUGCAGCCCUUUGUCAUUUACGAAGAAGUCACCAAUGUCUGGAUCAAUGUCCACGAUAUCUUCCACCCGUUCCCGCAGGCAGAAGGCCAGCAGGAGUUUUGCUUCAUCCGUGCCAACGAGUGCAAGACUGGCUUCUGCCACCUGUACAAGGUCACCGUGGAGCUUAAAACCAGUGACUAUGAUUGGACAGAGCCUCUCAGCCCCACAGCAGAUGAAUUUAAGUGUCCCAUCAAGGAAGAAGUCGCCCUGACCAGUGGCGAGUGGGAGGUGUUGUCGAGGCAUGGCUCCAAGAUCUGGGUCAACGAGCAGACAAAGCUGGUGUACUUUCAAGGUACAAAGGACACGCCCCUGGAGCAUCAUCUCUACGUGGUCAGCUAUGAAUCUGCAGGGGAGAUCGUGCGGCUCACUACGCUUGGCUUCUCGCACAGCUGCUCCAUGAGUCAGAACUUCGACAUGUUCGUGAGUCACUACAGCAGCGUGAGCACGCCGCCCUGCGUGCACGUGUACAAGCUGAGCGGUCCGGAUGAUGACCCGCUCCACAAGCAACCACGGUUCUGGGCCAGCAUGAUGGAGGCGGCCAGUUGCCCCCCGGACUACGUGCCCCCGGAGAUCUUCCACUUCCACACCCGUGCGGAUGUGCAGCUGUACGGCAUGAUCUACAAGCCGCACACCCUGCAGCCCGGCAGGAAGCACCCCACUGUGCUCUUUGUCUAUGGGGGCCCACAGGUGCAACUGGUAAAUAACUCCUUCAAGGGCAUCAAGUACCUGCGGCUAAACACACUGGCAUCCCUGGGCUACGCUGUGGUGGUGAUUGACGGCCGGGGCUCCUGUCAAAGGGGCCUGCGCUUUGAGGGUGCCCUGAAAAACCAGAUGGGCCAGGUGGAGAUAGAGGACCAAGUAGAAGGCUUGCAGUACGUGGCCGAGAAGUACGGUUUCAUCGACCUGAGCCGCGUCGCCAUCCACGGCUGGUCCUAUGGUGGCUUCCUCUCGCUGAUGGGGCUCAUCCAUAAGCCACAGGUCUUCAAGGUAGCCAUUGCGGGUGCUCCUGUCACUGUGUGGAUGGCCUAUGACACAGGGUACACGGAGCGGUACAUGGAUGUCCCCGAAAACAAUCAGCAAGGCUACGAGGCAGGGUCUGUGGCCCUACACGUGGAAAAGCUGCCUAACGAGCCUAACCGCCUCCUCAUCCUCCAUGGCUUCCUGGAUGAGAAUGUCCACUUUUUCCAUACAAACUUCCUGGUGUCCCAGCUGAUCCGGGCAGGGAAGCCAUACCAGCUCCAGAUCUACCCCAACGAGAGACACAGCAUUCGCUGCCCCGAGUCUGGAGAGCACUAUGAGGUGACAUUGCUGCACUUCCUGCAGGAGCACCUGUGACCUCUGCCCUCUGCCCUGACGCCACCGCUGCUUUUCUUGCAUUUUUUGUAAUCUUUUAAUUUUUGAAGCUUUCAAUUUGUUUGCUUGCUGCUGCUUGGAGGCCAGGACAGAGGCGGUGGCAGCCCCCAUGCUGCCUUCCUCGGGCUGGUGAGGAGGAAGCCGCCAACAUGCCAUCGUUUUACACAGCCGCACAGGGCUGCCACAGUCCGAACUCGCAGCACCAUCCCAGCGCAGAAGCAUGUGCCGCCUGCUGCCCCCCCCUGCAGAGUCGUGUGUGUUUGGGGAGCAUUUUAAAUAAUUAUUUAAAAGACAGGACAUAAGCGGUACCGAGAUAUAAAAUUGGAGGUACGGCACUGGGCGGCUGGGGACCCCAUGCCUUCCUGACGCCCAGACUCUGUGGAGCUGCCAAGCCCGUAUCCAGGCGCCCUCUGCCCUGCCUGCCCCCUGCCCACCAGAGUUUGGGCAUAAAGAAGUAAAAAGGAAAAAAAAAAAAAAAAAAUACAAAACAACAAACCAGAAACCACCUCUACAUAUUAUGGAAAGAAAAUAUUUUUGUCAAUUCUUAUUCUUUUAUAAUUAUGUGGUAUGUAGACUCAUUAAAAGAUUCCAGACGGAAAUGA
Molecule: messenger RNA, 4098 nt
Organism: Acomys russatus (golden spiny mouse)
Lineage: Eukaryota; Metazoa; Chordata; Mammalia; Rodentia; Muridae
Gene: Dpp9
Product: dipeptidyl peptidase 9
Exons: 21
Coding region: 710-3478 (922 amino acids)
Biological process (GO): proteolysis
Molecular function (GO): dipeptidyl-peptidase activity; serine-type peptidase activity
Source: RefSeq, a predicted model, not a curated record